Messenger RNA from Aspergillus oryzae RIB40, 465 nucleotides. RefSeq lists its product as uncharacterized. The coding region runs from base 1 to 465 and encodes 154 amino acids. The transcript is spliced from 2 exons. Lineage: Eukaryota; Fungi; Ascomycota; Eurotiomycetes; Eurotiales; Aspergillaceae. The record is from RefSeq and is a predicted model, not a curated record.
AUGUCCACCAAUGACGCCGUUUUUUACCGGCGCAAUAAACAGAUUCAAGAUGCCAUUGACGGGCAGAAUCUGAAACAGGCCCUGCAGCUGAUUGACAAGCGCAUGAAGAAAGGAGAAGAUACGAGAUUUUUGAAGGCAUGGAAAGCCCAUAUACUAUAUCGUCAUGUGGACGAAAUCCAUCGACAACGUGGUAUAGCGGAGACCCUCGAUUUGUGCAAGGCCGAGCCACCAGCUACCGAUCUCGAUACUCUCGACAUUCUUUAUCAGACUCUGAAACGAAUGGGCGACCAGGCGGAGACUAUGAGGACUCUGUGGGAAAGAGCCUCGAAGGCGAAACCACAAGAUUUGGAUUUACAAAUGAGAUGGUUCACGGAUGCGUUUGAAGGUGAUGACUGGAAGUCAGCGCAAAAGGUCUGUAACCUGUUGAGUCCGGCUGUCGCAAUAAACCGAAAUCUAAUUCCUUGA